Messenger RNA from Malassezia vespertilionis, 2313 nucleotides. RefSeq names its product Golgi transport complex subunit 4 (gene COG4). The transcript has a single exon. The record is from RefSeq and is a predicted model, not a curated record. Bases 1 to 2313 code for a protein of 770 amino acids. NCBI's taxonomy places the organism in Eukaryota, Fungi, Basidiomycota, Malasseziomycetes, Malasseziales, Malasseziaceae.
AUGCAGACAGCGGUCGAAGUGCGUGCGGCGCUCGGCCGCUUGGCCGAUGCGGAGACGCAGCGCCGGGCGGCAAUGGACGAGUGCUUUGACGACGCGUCCGCCGUUAUAGCUGCUAGCCCCGCAGCGAUAGCGCGCGACGUUGCGCCGCCGUUGCACAGCGUCGCGCAGCGCGCCGAGUUGCUUUCGCUGCGCUUCAAUAGCACCGCAGAGAUGGCGACACAGCUCAAAAAUGAACUCGAGCAGCUGCAUGCUGAGCGAAAGCGCGUACAUGAAGCAAUACAUUGGUGCAGCCAGGUGCUUUUGCUGAAACAGGCCAUCGCCGCUUGGAGCGCUGCGCUAGAAACGCACGAUUGGGACCGCUGCGUGGCCGAGUGCCAAUCUGUGCGCGGCAUGGACAGUGCUGUGGUGCAGAGUCAGUUUGCACAGCGCAUGGUCCCGACAGCGAUGCUGCCGGGUACCGCGCCAGAGACCAUCUCGGUGCUCACAGAAGCACUCCUCCACGCGUGCACACGCAACUUUGCACACUAUACCGCGCCUGCGACGCGCAGCGAGGCCGAAGCCACGCGGUUUCUGACUUACUUUCCGAAAAUAGGCGCGCACGACGCUGGGCUCCGCGUAUACACGGCGUUUGCGCGUGGAUUGGCCCAGGCGCAAGGCAGGGAUAUUCAGGAAAUGCUGGAGACGCAGUCGCCGCCAGCGACAGUAUGGUACGGCACACUUUGGCGCAUGCUGUUUGAGCGCCUCGCCGUGCUGAUCAAUACGCAUUUUCCUGUGGUGGACCGCAUUUUUGCGUCCAACACGCAGCAUGGCUUUGUCGAGGGCGUCUUGCCUGGCUUGAGCAUCGAUUGGACGCGUCUCGGGACACAUCUGCUUGCGGCAUGUACAGAGCAUAGGUACGCAAAGCGGCUUUUGCACCAGGCGCGUGCGUCGCAGCUUCAAGGUCUUGAUACCGUGCGCGCUGUGCCGCACACGGCCGGGCGCAUUUUUGGGCGAGGCGUGCAGCAGGACCGCAGUAUGCCAUUUUCACUCACACGGCCAAGCACGCCGACUCCACCGCAGAUAUUGCAAGGCCCGGACCUUGCCAUGAUUGAUACCCUGCUCUCAGAGCUUGCAAUGAUUGCGCACCAUUGGGCGCUCUUUUGCCGAUUUUUGCGCAAUGUAUUGCACGUGGAGAUGUCAAGCAUUGACGUGGCCGCACAGCAGGCACCUACGCUUGCAGGAGGCGUCGAAGAUGCACUUCUGCACACGUACCUUCCUCUUCAGCUCUGGUCUUUACGUGUAGGCGUUGAGAAGGUGCACGACCUCGACACUGCGGAUCUAGAAGCGCGGCCUUGCACGUCCUCGCUUCCCGACGACUUGUUCUUCAUGCUGCGUACGAUGCUCACACGUGCACUCUCUACCUCCUCGCUUAACGUGUUGGAGCGCAUCGUGUCCCAAACCAUUGCUGUGCUUGAGUCGGACUAUGUCGAAAUCAUUGUGCUCCGCAUGGACGGCUGUCGGCGCGGUCUCAAUAUUGCACGCCUUGUCGACGGGCCCCGCCGCACUGCCGCACUACGCGAGGUCAAAGCCACCAUGAUUGUAUAUUUGAAUGCAUUGGAUACCUCGGCAGAGUACACAGAGCGUCUCAUGCACGAUCUUCAGCAAGAGUCGGUUUUGGAGCAGUACUUUGACGCACACGACGCGUCAGAAUCGAGCGCACUUGCGCUGGCCCAAGAUGUGCUGGGCAGGCUCGAGAUGCUCGCGCCCAAACUGCGCGCUUCGCUGCACCUUGAGCUGGGAGAGUUGUUUGGCACACUCAUCGAGCCACACACUCGCACAUUCAUGUCUGACCUCGUGCGCGACUUGGACUAUGCUUUGGACGAGCAUGCGUAUGCGCGCGCAGAGGAAGCGGAUAUGGUGCGCAAGCGUCUAGGAGCGGCAUGGAAUAAUAUCAUGCCGGGCUACCGCGAGAAACUUACCCAACACACCUACGCUUUCCUCUUUGCCAUGGCCGUCGACGCAAUUGUGCAGCCAUUCGAGACCGGGGUGCUGCAAAUGCGCGUUACCGAGCUUGGCGCGCUGCGCUUUGACAAGGACGUGCGUGCAAUGCUCGCGUUUCUCGGCGCACAGACACCAUGGGGCGUGCGCGACAAGUUUGCGCGCCUCCAACAGAUUGCCUAUGUACUCACACGCGACGAAGAGGAAGAGGUGCGUGCGCCCAAGACUAACCCAAAGGACGAGCACGUGGAUGUGUACGAGGCAGGCACGAACAUAGGCAUCUCGUGGCAGCUCACGCCUGCAGAAGUGCAAGCAGUGCAGGCACUGCGUAUCUAA